AGCUCCUCCUCUCUCUCUCUCUCUCUCUCUCUCUCUCCCUGCAAGCCAUUGAAAUGGGGACAGAAAGAGAAAAUCUCUCAGAAAACGGAAGUAUUUCCGAUCCAGAUUCGAAAAUAUACGGAUCUUCUUCUUCUUCUUCGAUUCUGUUUCUAGGAACGGGUUGUUCGAGCGCCGUCCCCAACUUGAUGUGCUUGUUACAGCCGUCUGAUCCUCCCUGCCAGGUCUGCGUUCAAUCCCUCUCGGUUCCUCCGGAUCGCAAUCCGAACUACAGGUGUAAUACAUCGCUUCUAAUUGAUUAUUCUCAAAGUGAUGCCAAGCACAACUAUAUACUGAUUGAUGUUGGGAAGACCUUCAGGGAGCAAGUGCUACGGUGGUUUACCCACCACAAGAUUCCUCGUGUGGAUUCUAUUCUUUUGACUCAUGAACAUGCGGAUGCAGUUCUUGGUCUGGAUGAUAUACGUGCAAUACAACCAUAUAGUCCAACAAAUGAUAUCGAUCCCACUCCUAUUUACCUCACUCAGUUUGCAAUGGACAGCAUUGCUGCAAAAUUCCCAUACUUAGUUCAGAAGAAACUAAAAGAAGGCCAAGAAGUGAGGCGGGUCGCUCAGCUCGAGUGGAAGAUAAUCGAGAGCCACUGUGAGAAGCCGUUUAUUGCAUCAGGCCUUCAGUUUGUUCCUUUGCCAGUGAUGCAUGGAGAGGAUUAUAUUUCCUUAGGCUUUCUUUUCGGAGAAAAAUCUAGAGUUGCAUAUAUAUCUGAUGUUACACGUUUCCCUGAAAGCACAGAAUAUGUUAUUUCAAAAACUGGAGCAGGACAAUUGGAUCUUCUCAUCUUGGACACCCUAUACAAGAAAGGAUCACAUAAUACUCACUUUUGCUUCCCUCAGUCUCUUGAUGCUGUGAAGAGGAUAUGCCCGAAGCAAGCGCUGUUCAUUGGCAUGACCCAUGAGUUUGAUCACCACAAGGACAAUGAGUUUCUUGUGGAAUGGUCUAGAAGAGAAGGGAUCCCGGUGCAGCUUGCUUAUGAUGGUCUUAGAAUCCCAAUCGACUUAUAAUGAAAGGUCAAAGUUGAAGGGCGACCUGGAGCUGGGCCCCACAAUCUCUGUUGUUUCCAUCAAUCCAAUCAUUUGUUAAAAGGUAUAGAAUUUUUUCUUGUCUCCCCAUUCUGAGGUAGAAAUAAGGCCACAUAGAGAACACUGCUGGAGCGGCGGUCAGCCCGUAGAACUCCAACCAACCAUUCAAGGUUACUUAGGUUUGAAAAUAUGAGAAGAAAAUUCUAUCAUUGAACAGGGGAUGACGGAAAACGAUGUUUCACAUUAUUCAUGUGGAACCGUUUGUUUGUGUUUGAAUGUAUUCCAAAUACGAAAAGAUAAGGUAUUAAAAACCCACCAUUGAGGGGGGCUUGAAUGUCAA
Molecule: messenger RNA, 1410 nt
Organism: Magnolia sinica
Lineage: Eukaryota; Viridiplantae; Streptophyta; Magnoliopsida; Magnoliales; Magnoliaceae
Product: putative hydrolase C777.06c
Exons: 10
Coding region: 54-1052 (332 amino acids)
Source: RefSeq, a predicted model, not a curated record